GCUACAUGUAGGUCAGCUGCAACACACCUGAUAGCCAACAGUUCAAAGAGCAGCGUCACACAAUGAGAUUCAUUACCUACAAGCUGUGUAUAUAACAAAGGGAAUGCUGUUUUGAAAUCCUUGUGUUAUUCAGUCAGAUGACGACACCCAAGGACAACGAUGUCCGCCACGAUCCAACUGGACGAUGACUUCUUUGUGUGUAGUAUCUGCGACGACAGCUUCAGUGAUCCGAGGUCACUACCCUGUCUCCACUGCUUCUGCCAUCAGUGUCUACAACAGCACAUCAACUACUCCGCAACUCUCUCACCACCGUCCUUCCUGUGCCCACUGUGUAGAGGGCUCGCUUUAGUCCCUGCAGAGAGAGCACCACCCUCCACAUGGGCGGACUGCUUUCCCCGGAACUUUCUCAUGAAGGAACUCAUGGGAAAAAGAGCUUCGGGAACACAAAGUGCGUCUCCAGUAGCUGCUGCAGGGGGUCUUCAAACAGAUGCUCGAGACUUUUGGUGCUUGGACCAUCCCGACUGCCCGCUCAACAUGUUCUGUGUGUCCUGUAAAGCUACCUCUUGUGGAAAAUGUAUGCUCUCUAAACAUAGCAACUGUUCGGUAGUCAAGCUCGUAUCACAAGGAAAGUCGCCAACAGAAGACAUAGGCAUUUUCGUGGAAAGGCUCAAAACUGAAAUUACGUCAGUUCAGGAUCGAGAAAGAUGCAUACAAGAUGAACUCGCCUAUUUGACAGGUCAAACGGAAAAGGUGAGGAGGCGAAUCCAUGAGCAUAUUACAAGGUUUUAUACAAUGUUAGAAGAAGAAAAGAAGAAUCUUCUUCUUAGGAUGGAUACGGAAUAUGAAACUCUGACAAAGGGUCUUGAGACUCAGCAUCUUAAAGCAAAGGAUCAUUUGGCACAACUCAGGAAUUUAACCUCUGCUGCUAUGGAGACAAUGACUCAGAAUUCUGACACCAUUGAACAAUUGACCAGGAGGAUACAGAAGACGUUGGCAUCUGUUAGUUCAGCAGAAAAACUUCAAAGGAUGAGGAUAACGUUCACUCCCGAUUUCUCUUGUCUCGAUAAAGACUUUAGUCUUGGUUCUGUCAACUUCUACAACUCCAGUGUUCCUGCCUCUGCUGGAGUCUCGGUAACCGUGCCAAGGUCAAGGUCAUCUGAUUGCAUGUCAUCGUGUCAAGCGGAGUCAGUGGCGCUUCGACAACACACAAAUACAGUGCUGAGAUCGGCCUCCGUUCCCUGGUUUGACGAAAGUUGGAGCAAAGGGGAACUUGGGAGAGUCGAUGAACAACAGACGAGUCCAUUCACUCGGAACCCAGGUGGAGACAGUGGUCAACCAAAUGCUACAGUACGGUCGACAAGGAGAGGCAACUAUACACAGUCCCUGGAAUCCGCCUCACGGAUCAGGAACUCAGCCCCUGUUGCCCUCCCUGGUGGGGAGAGUGAUGCAGAGCUAGUCCAGCCUGUGAUGGCACCCGAGGUUCCUGACAACGUGCCAAGCCCUAGAAAUAGUUACAGCGGCUAUGAACUUGUAGUUGACCUAAAUACUGAUUCAGACGAAAACGCGUUUACACAAAAGAAGCUCCUCCCGUCCAGUGUGAUGCAAACAUUUCUGUUGAGUACUGGUGACGACGAGUCCUUGCCUGUUGUCACAAGCAUUGUUGUGUUAUCAGGGGGAUUAUUCAUGGUGGCUGACGCGGCAAAUAAAUCGGUGAAAAUAUUUAACAACGACGGACUCUGUUCUAGUAUAUCGUUCCAGUAUCAACCACAUGGAUUAGCCGCUGCUUCGGAGGAUCGAGCACUUGUCAGUUUCCCAGAGCAAAAGAAAAUUGUAGUUAUUUCAGUUGGAAAGGAACUGAAGAUUGUCAACACGAUUCAGUCAAUCAAAUCGUACUCUCGUCUCAUGCAUUACCGCCCUGGAAUGACGGCAGCGCUGUGCACAGACACGUCCAGUUUAGACAUACUCAGUCUCCAGGGCAAGGUCAUGAAGACCUUCAGCGUGUUCGACAGUCGGCAUGUGGAUAUCCCCUUCAGCGUUGUCCAAAAUCAAGGUUUCGUGAUACUGGAUUCUACGAAUUCAAAUCUCAUUUGGAAAUCUAGGACCGGAAGCACAACAUGUCAAGCUACUGUCGACUUUAUUAAAUGUAGAGUCGUGUCUGACCUUUCUUGCGAUUUACUCGGAAAUGUGUACAUUGUUCAAGAUGGCGGCGUUGUUAGGGUGACUUCAAAGGGAGACUACUCUGGUCAUUUGGAUAAUGUCUUCUCGUGUCAGGCCAUCUGUUUUUCCCCCAGUGGUCAUCUCUACGUGGCUGAGAUCGGAGGACAUUGCAAAGUACAUUCACUGUAACCAGAGCACUCAACAUGUUGAUAGCCAUGAUGUGAUUCAGUGAGCGAGUAUAUCUACGCUGCUUUUAGAAAUAUUCCAGCAAUAUCACAGCAGGGGACACACACAUAUGCAUUGUACCAAUGUGGGAAAUUGAACCCGGGUCUUUGGCGUGACGAGCAAACGCUUUAACCACAAGGCUGUUAUGAUGUGAAUAAGGUUUAGAUGUGUCGAAGUUUCGACAGUUUUGUUUUAGCCUUUGUUUUUAUUUUAACGCUUACAAUUCGUUAAUUUGAAAAUAUCAAUUAUAUUGGGAGAGGGUAGAGACUGGGUGGGGACAGGGUAGGGACUGUGUGGAGACUGGGUCGGGAUCUACUUGUAUAUAUCUCUUCGCAAUGUACAUCGUGUAUGCGCUUGGUUAAUGUUUUUCAUGUAAAGAUUUGUAUUCUGGCUCAUGACCUAUAUGAAAUAAACUGAACUCUACAUGUU
Haliotis rubra (blacklip abalone) is the source of this 2811-nucleotide messenger RNA. RefSeq names its product tripartite motif-containing protein 2-like. The record is from RefSeq and is a predicted model, not a curated record. Gene Ontology annotation, molecular function: zinc ion binding. The coding region runs from base 160 to 2346 and encodes 728 amino acids. The transcript is spliced from 2 exons. Lineage: Eukaryota; Metazoa; Mollusca; Gastropoda; Lepetellida; Haliotidae.